AUGGAAAACUGCAAUAAAGUAAGUAGCCCCAUUGUACCUGGUUGCAAGUUAGUAAAAGAUGAAAAUGGAAAAGCUACUGAUGCAAAGGAAUUUAAGCAAAUGGUUGGAUGCUUAAUGUAUCUUCUUGCAACAAGGCCUGAUCUGGCUUACUCUGUGUGCCCGGUUGUUAGGUAUAUGGAUAGGCCUACUGAAUUACAUUUUGCAGCUCUGAAGAGAAUUCUAAGGUACUUAAAAGGUACUCUGACUGAUGGAAUCAUAUACCAAAGUGAAGCAAGGAAAUCACUUAAGCUGGUUGGUUGGUCAGACUCUAACUAUGCUGGAGACUUGAAUGACAGGAAAUCUACAUCUGGCUAUGUGUUUAUGUUGGGUUCAGGUGCUAUUUCUUGGUCUUCAAAGAAACAAGCCAUUGUCACUCUGUCAACCACAGAAGCUGAAUAUGUUGCAGCUGCCUCAUGUGCUUUUCAAUGA
Molecule: messenger RNA, 468 nt
Organism: Trifolium pratense (red clover)
Lineage: Eukaryota; Viridiplantae; Streptophyta; Magnoliopsida; Fabales; Fabaceae
Product: secreted RxLR effector protein 161-like
Exons: 1
Coding region: 1-468 (155 amino acids)
Source: RefSeq, a predicted model, not a curated record